Messenger RNA from Myotis daubentonii (Daubenton's bat), 3396 nucleotides. RefSeq names its product tripartite motif containing 45 (gene TRIM45). Lineage: Eukaryota; Metazoa; Chordata; Mammalia; Chiroptera; Vespertilionidae. The record is from RefSeq and is a predicted model, not a curated record. Gene Ontology annotation, molecular function: zinc ion binding; protein binding; ubiquitin protein ligase activity. Gene Ontology annotation, cellular component: nucleoplasm.
GAGGUGCAGGGAGGGGUUCAGGAGGAAGCAGCGAGACUAGUGCCAGACCUGGACCUGGAAGCGCUUCCGGGGAGGAUUUGGGGGGCAGAGGUGGGCGUGGGCGUGUCUGGCAUGGGAUGCCGUGGAGAGGAGGGGGCACUCCUGGGCAGAGCUGCGGGUCCUCCCUCGGAGGAAUCCUCCCCCCGUUUGCCCUUUGACUUGCUGGAGAGCGGUUCCCCAUGGUCUCUGUUCACGUUCCGGGAGCUUUCGCUUUGGGUGGGCUUAAUCAACUACUUCCUUGCAGAGCUGCCCGGGGCCUUUUCUGAUACUGGGCAUAAACGUGGGGAAUAUGUCAGAAAAGAGGAAGCCGCUGCUGGGCUUCAUGGGCAAACUCCCCAGUGGGGCUGCCCUUGGGAACUCCGGCAAGACGCACUGCCCUUCGUGCAUGGGGCUUUUCCAAGCCCCCAGGCUCCUGCCUUGUUUGCACACAGUUUGCACCACCUGUUUGGAGCAGCUGGAACCCUUCUCAGUAGUGGACAUCCGAGGGGGAGACUCUGACACAAGCUCUGAGGGGUCACUAUUCCAGGAACUCAAGCCACCCGGCCUGCAGCCACAGACCGGCAUCCUCUGCCCAGUGUGUGAUGCGCAGGUGGACCUGCCCGUGGGUGGAGUGAAAGCUUUAACCAUAGACCACCUGGCCAUGAACGAUGUGAUGCUGGAGAGUCUGUGUGGGGAAGGCCAGGGCCUGGUGUGUGACCUCUGCAGCGACAGGGACGUGGAGAAGAGGUGUCAGACCUGCAAAGCCAAUCUCUGCCAUUUCUGCUGCCAGGCCCAUAGGAGGCAGAAGAAGACCACCUACCACACCGUGGUGGACCUAAAGGACUUGAAGGGCUACAGCCGGAUCGGGAAAGCUAUUCUGUGUCCUGCUCACCCCGCGGAGGAGCUGAGGCUGUUCUGCGAGCUGUGUGACCAGCCCGUGUGCCGAGACUGCGUGGUGGGGGCGCACCGGGAGCACCCCUGUGACUUCACCAGCAACGUUAUCCACAAGCAUGGGGACUCCGUGCGGGAACUCCUCAAAAACACGCAGCCCCGCGUGGAGGCCCUGGAGAAAGCCCUGGCCCAGGUCAAAGAGACAAACGGCGCCCUCCAGCAGCGGGUGGAGGCCGUGGCCGCCGACAUCCGAACGUUCUCCGAGGGCUACCUCAAGGCCAUCGAAGAGCACCGGGACAAGCUGCUGAAGCAGCUGGAAGACAUUCGGGCCCAGCAGGAGAACUCCCUGCAGCUGCAGAAGGCACAGCUGGAGCAGCUGCUGGCAGACAUGCGCACCGGCGUGGAGUUCACCGAGCACUUGCUGACCAGUGGCAGUGACCUGGAGAUUCUCAUCACCAAGGGGGUGGUGGUGGAGCGGCUCACGAAGCUGAACCAAGUCGAGUACAGCGCCCGUCCCAGAGUCAACGAUAAGAUAUGCUUCUCUCCUCAGGAGAAAGCGGGCCGGUGCCGCGGCUAUGAAGUGUACGGCGCCAUCAAUACCAAAGAGGUCGAUCCAACCAAAUGUGUCCUUCAAGGGAAAGAUCUCCACAGAGCCCGGGAGAAACAGCCCGCCUCUUUCACCCUGCUUUGCAAGGAUGCAGCAGGAGAAAGCAUGGGCAGGGGAGGAGACAACAUUCAAGUCGCAGUUGUCCCUAAAGAUAAGAAAGACAGUCCAGUCAGAACAAUGGUGCAAGACAACAAGGACGGGACGUACGGCGUUUCCUACACCCCCAAGGAGCCUGGCAUCUACAAGGUGUUGGUCUGCGUCAAAGAGCAGCACGUGCAGGGCUCGCCAUUCACUGUGACCGUGAGGAAAAGGCACCAUUCACACCCGGGCGUGUUUCACUGCUGCACGUUCUGCUCCAGUGGAGGCCAGAAAACUGCUCGCUGUGCCUGUGGGGGCACCAUGCCAGGUGGGUACCUGGGCUGUGGCCAUGGACACAAAGGCCACCCAGGUCGUCCCCACUGGUCAUGCUGUGGGAAGUUUACUGAGAAGUCAGAAUGCACGUGGACAGGUGGGCAGAGCACGAGGAGUCUACUCAGGACGGUGGCACUCUGACCAUUUCCUAGGUCAACCCGCUAACGCUGCAGCCGGCACAGCUUCAGAUCACCAGAAGACGCCGGGCCUCGAUUAAUUCUGAAGAAACGCAUAGAAUUAAACACAAAGUGCCUUGUCUAGGUGCUCGAGCUCAAAUACUUUUUGUGAGUUAUUCACUGAUUGUAUGUGUGGACGGUUGAGCACAAGACGCCACCACUAUAUGUCAAAGGAGGCUGUCUUCUGUCUGUAUGGGUAUGAAGGUACCUAUGCCCUUAAACUUCGAGAUCACGGGGACAGUGUUGUUACUCUUGUCACUAGCUAGUUAAUAAGAGGCAAAGAGCAAAAGGGAGGCCAGACAUUAUAAGCAUGGCCAUCUGGGCGCUUCGCCAGGAAGCUGCAAUUUCACACUCUCCAGGGGACCACCGUUCCAUUCACUGCAGAUCACUGGGCAGAGGGGAAGAUGGACACAUACACAAUAAAGUCGGGGUGAUGUAGGAAAGAUGCUUGCCUGUCAGUCAAACCUAGGAGCAGGAUCAUUGACUAGAGGGUGAAAUCACUAAGUGCACAAAAUAUUAAGGUUAAAUUCCCAAAAGGAAUUCUCUUAUUCCUCUUGUUUCUUUUGCUUCGCUCCUGCUUCCCUGCACUUUCCCGUGUUCCCCCCAUUGCCAUGUGGCCCUAGCCAUGCAGACCCACAUGCAGUGGACUGCCACUGGGAAUACAGCUAAGCAGCCUGAUGCUGGAUUGGUCUGUGCAGAUAUGAAGUGGAAUCCUGGCCACUGGCUUUAAUCCUUGCUCUGCUGAAGACAAAAUGGACUUUUUUAAUGGCGGGAUAGAGGGAGAUGGGACCUUGGAAACUCAGGGGUUUGAUUCUACGCUAGUUAGUAUCACUCAUUCUCCCAUGCGAGUCUUAAAAAAUUCCUUUCUUGCAAGAAGCCCAUUUCCAUUGGCAACCAGUGGGGACAUGGAGGACACCCCACUGAUAACAGUUUGGUUCCUUACUUUUUGGUAAUUAACCUUUUUUUAUUUCUCCCUGAGGUACAUUCUAUAUAGAUAUUUUCCACAGAAUAAACACCUCCUUUUACCGUAUCCACUUUCACUAGCACAAUUUCAAUGGAUUGUAAUGUGAGCUUGCUGUUUAGAUGGAAGUCCCCUUCCCCCCUCCCCCGUACCACGUUCAUCUCGUACCCCCAGAGCCUAGAAGAUGACUACUUGGUAAGGGCACACAAGUAGGAAGUAGAUAAAGGGAAGUGGUGUUGAAAUAGAACCUCAUACCUUUACUGCAGUCCUGUUCCUGCCAGGCGAUCAGCUUCUGCUCAACACCUUCCAAUGGGUUCCCAUGGCACUCAGAA